GUCACGCAGUAGUAUACUCCGGCUCGCUUUCUCGUAACCUUCCUCAGCUGGAGUGAAGUCCGUCUGGGCCUCCCGGGGGUUGCAGGCCAGCAGCAACGCCCAACGCCCGCUCUGGCCUCUAGCCGCCGCCCCCUCUUUUAUAAAUCCCUCGCCAGCGCUUCCUCUUUUGACAAAUCGGUCGAGAGGGGGUGGGGGAAGACGAUAAAGUCAAUCUGCUUGAUUUGGGUUGGGCUCGUGCUUGCGAGGAGUGAGAAGGCGGCGGCGUCUUCUUCUUCUCCGAGGGGGGUAAGUUAGCUAGAGGGGAGAGGAGCGAGGAUGAGCGGAGGAGGCAUGGACGGGGCUCCGCCGGUCGCCGAGUUCCGGCCGACGGUGACGCACGGCGGCCGGUUCCUCCAGUACAACAUCUUCGGCAACCUGUUCGAGAUCACCAACAAAUACCAGCCGCCCAUCAUGCCCAUCGGCCGCGGCGCCUACGGGAUCGUCUGCUCGGUGAUGAACUUCGAGACGAGGGAGAUGGUGGCGAUCAAGAAGAUCGCCAGCGCUUUCGAUAACCACAUGGACGCCAAGCGCACGCUCCGGGAGAUCAAGCUGCUCCGGCACCUCGACCACGAGAACAUCAUAGGCAUCCGGGACGUGAUCCCGCCGCCGAUCCCGCAGGCGUUCAACGAUGUGUACAUCGGCACCGAGCUCAUGGACACGGACCUCCACCACAUCAUCCGCUCCAACCAGGAGCUCUCGGAGGAGCACUGCCAGUACUUCCUGUACCAGAUCCUGCGCGGGCUCAAGUACAUCCACUCGGCCAACGUGAUCCACCGCGACCUGAAGCCCAGCAACCUGCUGCUGAACGCCAACUGCGACCUCAAGAUCUGCGACUUCGGGCUGGCCCGGCCGUCCUCCGAGAGCGACAUGAUGACGGAGUACGUGGUGACGCGGUGGUACCGCGCCCCCGAGCUCCUGCUCAACUCCACCGACUACUCGGCCGCCAUCGACGUCUGGUCCGUCGGCUGCAUCUUCAUGGAGCUCAUCAACCGCCAGCCCCUCUUCCCCGGCCGCGACCACAUGCACCAGAUGCGCCUCAUCACCGAGGUAACUUUCGGCGUCUCGGGUUGCACGAUGGCAUUUCAGUAUUUCACUCGUGUAUCUCUGACGCCUUCGACCUAUCAUCAUCAUCAUCGGCAGGUGAUCGGGACGCCGACGGAUGAGGAGCUCGGGUUCAUCCGGAACGAGGACGCGCGCAAGUACAUGCGGCACCUGCCGCAGUUCCCGCGGCGGCCGUUCGCGAGCCUGUUCCCGAGGGUGCAGCCCGUGGCGCUGGACCUCAUCGAGCGGAUGCUCACCUUCAACCCGCUGCAGAGGAUCACAGUUGAAGAGGCGCUGGACCACCCGUACCUGGAGCGAUUACACGACAUCGCUGACGAGCCCAUCUGCACGGAUCCGUUCUCGUUCGACUUCGAGCAGCAGGCUCUGACUGAGGACCAAAUGAAGCAGCUAAUUUUCAACGAGGCCAUCGAAAUGAACCCGAAUUUCCGAUAUUAGAUUGGAUCCCCAGAUGUACGGUUCACAUCUAUGCAUGUUGUUUGUAAAUAGGAGUAAGAUUUAAGAGCCGGGUAGACUGAACAUUGCAUUUGUUUGUUUGUUGAUGUUCGAGCCCACCAUCCUGUCAGUGUAAUGCUGUGUAAGCUGUUCCUACUAGUUUCAGGCGUCGCUGUAAUCUAUUGUACCAAGAAUAAAAGGUUUGGAGCAUGAUUUUCGAAUUUCGAGCA
Setaria italica (foxtail millet) is the source of this 1763-nucleotide messenger RNA. Its product is annotated as mitogen-activated protein kinase 5. Gene Ontology annotation, biological process: intracellular signal transduction; protein phosphorylation. Gene Ontology annotation, cellular component: cytoplasm; nucleus. The transcript is spliced from 5 exons. Lineage: Eukaryota; Viridiplantae; Streptophyta; Magnoliopsida; Poales; Poaceae. The record is from RefSeq and is a predicted model, not a curated record. Gene Ontology annotation, molecular function: ATP binding; MAP kinase activity. The coding region runs from base 316 to 1536 and encodes 406 amino acids.